Messenger RNA from Conger conger (European conger), 2075 nucleotides. Its product is annotated as solute carrier family 41 member 1-like. Lineage: Eukaryota; Metazoa; Chordata; Actinopteri; Anguilliformes; Congridae. The coding region runs from base 10 to 1278 and encodes 422 amino acids. Gene Ontology annotation, molecular function: monoatomic cation transmembrane transporter activity. The record is from RefSeq and is a predicted model, not a curated record. The transcript has 10 exons. Gene Ontology annotation, cellular component: plasma membrane. Gene Ontology annotation, biological process: monoatomic cation transport.
AAGGUGGGGAUGGUCCGCAUUGAGGACGAGUCUGCUGCAGCCAUCGGCUUCCAGGUGCUGUUCCCCUACCUGCUGGCCGGGCUGGGCCUGGUGAUGGCAGGUACGGUCCUGGACAGAGUACAGCACUGGGAGGUUUUCAGGACCAUUACCGAGGUGUUUAUACUUGUGCCAGCCCUGGUGGGACUGAAAGGGAACCUGGAGAUGACUCUAGCCUCUCGGCUCUCCACAGCAGCAAACACUGGGCAGUUGGACGACCCAAACCAGCAGUGGGGAAUGGUUCUUAGUAACCUAGCUCUCAUCCAGGUGCAGGCCACCGUGGUGGGCUUCCUGGCCGCUCUGUCUGCGGUGGGGCUGGGGGCACUGACCAGAGGAGGGGUGCAGCUGGACCAGGCUGCUGUGCUGUGUGCCAGCAGUGUCACCACCGCCUUCAUAGCAGCCCUGUCCCUGGGCCUGGUGAUGGUUGGGGUGAUCAUUGGCUCCAGAAGGGUGGGUAUCAACCCAGACAAUGUGGCUACGCCCAUUGCUGCCAGCCUGGGUGACCUCAUCACCCUGUCUCUGCUGGCAGGGUUCAGCAGUGUGCUGUUCAAGCACAGGGAGCUGUGGUACCUAUCCCCCCUGGUCUGCGGUCUCUUCCUCAUGCUGAUCCCGCUCUGGGUGCUCAUCGCCCGGCGGAGCCCACAGAUCCGGCUGGUUCUGAGGUCCGGUUGGCAGCCUGUCAUAGUGGCCAUGUCUAUCAGCAGUUUUGGGGGCCUAAUCCUGGACAAGACCGUAAGCGACCCCAGCUUUGUGGGAAUGGCCCUCUUCACCCCUGUCAUCAACGGCGUGGGAGGAAACCUGGUGGCUAUUCAGGCUAGCCGCAUAUCAACCUAUCUGCAUUGUUGGAGUGUUCCCGGGGUUCUACCCUACAAGAUGAGGCAGUUCUGGCCCAAUCCCUGUGUCACCUACUUCUCCUCAGGUGUGAACUCCAGGUCGGCACGGGUCCUGUUCCUCCUGGUGGUGCCGGGUCACCUGGUCUUCCUCUACACCAUCCACCUGCUGCAGGGCGGGCACACCGCCGUCACAGUCAGCUUCACCUGCUGCUACCUGUGCGCUGCUCUGCUCCAGGUGGGGAUCCUGCUGUACGUGGCUGACGUAAUUGUCCGUGUGAUGUGGAGGCGGGGCCUGGAUCCUGAUAACUUCUCCAUCCCGUACCUGACGGCGCUUGGGGACCUGCUGGGCACCGGCUUCCUGGCUCUGUGCUUCCGGGCCGUGAUGCUGACAGAGGGACCGGGGCUAUGAGGCUGGGGAGAGGCUGCCUGGCCUCUCUGCUCCGACGCUGGCCUCUACCUGCCUUCUGACCCUCCCACACACACACACACACACACACACAUACACACUCUGCUCUCCUCGUGAGCGUUUCUCUACACUGCCUGUGCCUACAGGCGGGGCUCUAUAUCGCUCCCAUUUUAGGAACGUUUCUGCUAACUCCAACAAUAAUCGAGGAGCACAUCUACUAAUUGGAAUGAAUUGGUGUGCUCCUAAAUUCUGUAACUGAGGAGCACAUGUGCUGCUUGGAAAAAAACGUUAGCCUCGAGCCCUGCCUGCAACUUCAGCUUCUCAGAUGAAAAUGUGCCGUAGCCUUUUCUGAUGAGGGGAAGAAUGCAUCUGGUCAUGGCUGCCAGGGGAAGUGGGGCAUACAUUGAGAUUAAUGGAAGUAGAAAAUUAAAUGCAGGACUGAGUAGUAUGCAAACAUGUGUUCAGAACUGGCCUGCAAAGUUGCUGUAUAGCUUUGCACGCACUUGGCGUAGGGCACAGUAUAUUCAUUGGGAUGAAAACAUACUAGUCUCUCUUCAUCAUGCAGAAUCUAUCUGGACCAGAUGCACAGAUGUAUGUAUCAGAAAUUGACUGAAAUUUUGUUAAUUUAAUUUGUGUGUGUGUGAGUCAAAGCAACUGAAACUAUAGCAGUGUCGACAUUGAAAACAAAAAUGUCCUGCCGUGUCUUAGACUGUAAUUGUUUGAGGUUUAGCUUACCAUCACUAUUUGCGUAGAUUAAAGAUACAGAAACAACGUUUUUCUGAAGGCAAAGCUAAACAAAA